CGGUCGUUCGAUCCUAUGAAGUGAUUGAAUGAAUAAUCGAAUCAACCGCGAUUGAUACAACUUUACUUUUAAUUCGAAUGAUCCAUGGUGUUGAAUGACAAUGACAAAUGUUUGUAUAACUUUUGUUUGAGAGCAAGCAAAGUUUUCUGAUAUUGCGGGAGUAAAAACUUGUGCUUUUCAAUAUUUUUGAUAAAUUUGGAUUUUUCUGCUUUUAUUUUCGACAUGGAUAAAAGCAAGUUUAGACAAAUGGAAGAUGAAAUGUCCCGAUUUGAAGCAGAAAUUGCGGGUCAGCAAAUGAUACCAACCUACGGGUCUACUUAUCUUGCAGGUUUUGGUAACAUCCCACCACCCCCGCAACCUCCAAUAUUAAUUCCCCAUCAAGUAAGUAAGAUUGGUAAGCGAUACGACGUUUACACACAACAACCAGUGAUUACAGCACAACCUGCUGUUGUUUCCGCAAAACCAACAUUAUAUACAGCUCCUAAAAUCAGCCCUGCUUCAGCAACAACCACUCAAACUUCACAGAGUUCAGUCGAUUUUAUGGCUUUACAGUCUGAAGUUGAAAAGAAAUUGAAAAAGUUGAAAAAUGAAAAAGUUAGUGCUGAACUUGCUAUUUCACAAGGCAAAGCAAGUAGUGCACUUCAAUCAUUUGGUCCUGAAGAUUACAAAAGAAGAGGUACCAAAAAUCGUAAGCUGAUGAGGACAGCUGGAGGUCAAACCUGGGAGGAUCAUUCUCUAGCUGAUUGGCCCGAUGAUGAUUUUAGAAUAUUUUGUGGUGAUCUGGGAAAUGAUGUGACUGAUGAACUUCUUACUAGAACGUUUAAUAAGUAUCCAUCUUUUCAAAGAGCAAAGGUGAUUCGGGACAAAAGAACAAAUAAAACCAAAGGUUAUGGAUUUAUUAGUUUCAAAGACCCAGCAGAUUUUACAAAAGCAAUGAAGGAAAUGAAUGGUCGUUAUGUGGGUAGUCGUCCAAUUAAACUGAGAAAAAGUACUUGGAGAAAUAGAUGUAUUGAUAUUGUUAAAAAGAAAGAAAAAGAGAAAGCAGCCCUUGUUAAUGUACUGACAUCAGGUGGAAGAUAAACCAUUCUUGAAAAUUUAAAUUUGCUUUUAUACAAAAUAUUCGAAAAUUUUGUGGGUCUUAUUUAAUGAAUGUCAUGUCAUACUGUUGUAAUAAUAUAUUAUUAAAUAGUCUUUUAAUUUGUGUCAAAUACUAUUUUUCACAAAAAUGA
Molecule: messenger RNA, 1229 nt
Organism: Cylas formicarius (sweet potato weevil)
Lineage: Eukaryota; Metazoa; Arthropoda; Insecta; Coleoptera; Brentidae
Product: RNA-binding protein 42
Exons: 4
Coding region: 223-1080 (285 amino acids)
Molecular function (GO): mRNA binding
Source: RefSeq, a predicted model, not a curated record